Molecule: messenger RNA, 1988 nt
Organism: Dothidotthia symphoricarpi CBS 119687
Lineage: Eukaryota; Fungi; Ascomycota; Dothideomycetes; Pleosporales; Dothidotthiaceae
Exons: 3
Coding region: 348-1988 (546 amino acids)
Source: RefSeq, a predicted model, not a curated record
CACAAAUUACGGAUGUGCUUUAUCACUUUCACGGACUAGUUACUGUCGUGAAUCUAAUGGAAUCACGGCCCAAGAGAUAACGUUCACUGAGUCCACGCCAGUCCCCUCGACAACGAACUACUGUUUGCUUGUUUCUCGGUUCGUUCUAACGAGAACACUGGCACAAGGAGUACCAUAUCUCGCCGUAGCUGGGAUCAAAUAGCUCUUACCGUCCACCUGCCCGCUCACAUCACAACCCCAUUGUCGUUCGUCUGUCGUCAAUUCGGUCAGGAUAUCGAUCACUGUCGCCGUCUUCCUCUCUCUUCGUACGGGAGAAGAACAAUCAUACCAGGCCUCACACUUUUCCAAUGGACAUACUUUCGCAGGUCUUACUCCCGUCAGACGCUGCUCAAGGGCAAAAGUUAUACCAGGCAUAUUGCGUUUCUGAGCCGCUCUCACGAGCACAAAGCAGGCAUGAGACAACUCCAAAAUCCAUUCAACACGAAGCCUUCGGGGGACAGUCAGAGCACUCGAGUUGUAUGCCUGAUAUUUCCACUGGGAUCACGAGUUUAGAGUCACGAAUUCUACCACAUCGACGUACAAUACCGAAUCACUCCCAAGACCUCGAUUAUCAUGAACACUCUAUGUCGUCUCCACGAGAAUCGCCGCACAUAGCACCCGACCUUGGCCCAGCGUCAAAUCUCGAGCAACACAAUGACAUCCACAUGCAACUCAAAACGGAAAAGAAAAGCUACAGCCACAACAGGUUAGCCAAUUGUACACCUGUUUCUGGAAAUACAAUCACCGGGAGUCAAUAUCACACUGUGCAACCUGUCACUCCACGCGGCAACAAUCUAGUAGUCUCUGCUCAAGAGUUAAUGUACGACGGAACGUCGAUUCGACCACAGAUGCAACAAUUAAAGCUUGACUUUAUCCUUUUGUCUCAACAAUCCGUGCGUAAUCAACCGAUUUCGCAGCAUACGGCAUACCCAAGAAUGAAUCCUCAUCCACUGCCACUGCUGCCAACAGACGAGAACUCGGAUGGAGAAACCGAAAAAGUCCGAGCGAUUGAUGUGGAUAGGCUUACGUGUGAUAAGGUUGAACACACAUGGCAGCAGCAACUGUCAACAACAGAAUACAAAGAGCAUGGCAGUACGAGCACUGAACGUCUUCUGCCGAGCGUACAGAGCUGUCACAUCAUUCCAUCUCGGUAUACGUCGCUAUCGUGCGAGAGUGUUCGGCCAAAGUUUGUGCAACGGACAGAAAUCCUCGACGAUGCAAAGUCAUUCUCGACACCUGUGAGCCCGCCGCCACACAGACACGUACAAUCGCCCACAGCUUCACAUCGCCCGACGGCUAUUGAACAGCAAAUACCAUGUACUUCUUCCAGGGAAUUGUUCACCCACCAACAUAGUACAGCAGAUUCGCAAAACACGACACGUGCAUAUGGUUGCACACAGCCCAGAGACGCAAAUUUGGGAUACGUAUUUAACCAACCCCCUAUAACAUCGGACCGCCCGCCCCCGCCCCCUCCGCAUCUUAUUCUAUACCGUUCACAUGAUGUGGAGGCUCGUAGCCCCGUCGUUGAUGAUUACUUUGACCUCCCAACACCACCACUUUCUAUGUGUUCCUCUAGUGUACGGCCUGGAGCUAGAUUACCGCCAUGGGGUUCUCUCGAAGACCUCCAGUCACAGCGAAAAAACCGUACUGAAGUCCGCGCACAUGUCCAGUCGGCCCAAAAUCGCGCUUUGAGAGAUCGCAUGGAUGCUGAAAAAGCGAGGUCUACCUUGCAUGGACAAUGUUCGACAGAUGACCUCAGAAGGGAUGUCGUACACAAGCGCCAGGAAGUGGAGCAUAUCAAAGAAGAGAUUUUGGGUGUAUACCCAGACAUGGCAUUUGAUGGGGGUACUUGGAAACUUGGCAAGGAUACUAGUGUCGUUGGAUUUGACGGGGCACGGCUAGUGGUCAUUUUCAAGGGUACACACGAUGAUGAUUCUGCACUCUCGUGA